Ipomoea triloba (trilobed morning glory) is the source of this 1083-nucleotide messenger RNA. Its product is annotated as zinc finger BED domain-containing protein RICESLEEPER 2-like. The record is from RefSeq and is a predicted model, not a curated record. Gene Ontology annotation, molecular function: protein dimerization activity. The coding region runs from base 1 to 1083 and encodes 360 amino acids. The transcript has 5 exons. Lineage: Eukaryota; Viridiplantae; Streptophyta; Magnoliopsida; Solanales; Convolvulaceae.
AUGGUAGUGACUGCCCAUUUCAUUGAUUCUGAGUGGAAGCUACAUAAAAAAAUCAUAGCAUUUAUCCCUGUUACAUCUCACAAAGGGGAAUAUCUUGCAAAGGCCCUAGAAACUUGUUUGCUUGAGUGGGGUCUUAGGAAUGUUUUUACUGUGACUGUGGAUAAUGCCUCAUCUAAUGACACUACUAUGGGGUUUCUUAAGAAAAAAAUAGUGUCUUGGGGAACAUCAACUAUGAACGCUAAAUACAUUCACAUGAGAUGCAUUGCCCAUAUCCUUGACUUAGUUGUUCAAGAUAGCUUAAAGGAGUGUGAUACUUCUGUUAAAAAGGUGAGUGAGGUUGUCAAAUAUGUUUGGAAUUCACCUGCUAGGCUAAAGAAGUUCAGGGACUUGGCUUAUUUGUUAGCAAUUGAGCAAAGGUCUUCUUUGUGUCUAGAUGUUCCAACCAGAUGGAACUCUACUUAUUUGAUGUUACAAUCUGCUUUGACUUAUCAAAAAGUCUUUGAAUCUUGUGAAGAGUCUGAUAGUUCUUUCAAAUCUGACUUGGUUAGGAUUUUUGGAUCUUUAUAUGUGACUGCUAACACAUUUUUCAGUGAAAUUUCUGAUUUGUACUGCCUAUUAAAUGGAAUGGUGGAAGCUGGUGGGGCAACCCCAAGGAUAAAUUAUGAGUAUAUGCAUGUUCAAAUCAAUCAUAUGUAUGGUGAGGAGAAAGGAAAACCAUACUUUGCUAAAGUUCUUACUGGUUUGAAUAAGUUAUUUGAUGAUUAUUCUGCUGGCCAAUCUAUCCCUGCUUCUUCUGUGUCUGCAUCUGCUGGUAGUGCUAGUUUUGUAUCUGCCUCUGUCUAUACAUCUGGGAGAGUAUUGGAUCCUUUUAGGAGUUCAUUAACUCCAAAAAUUGUGGAAGCUUUGGUGUGUACCCAUGAUUGGCUUAGGCAGCCAAAUACUCCCCUAUGUAUUGAAGAAAAUCUGGAAGACUUGGAGAGGUUUGAAAAAGAGUUUAAUGUUGAUGGUGGGAGUGGAAGGACUCUUGGUUCUACACUGGCUACAAUUCCUGUAAUGUUAUUCUUUACACUUUACAUUACUUGA